AUGGCACUAUCACUCUCAAGCACCAUGCUCCUUUACAAAUUGUCACUCGCUUUUUCUUCACAGAAUGUUGAAAACGGGACAAGUGACAACGAAGGUUCUGAUACUGGUGAUGAUAUUGUGUUUGAUAUUGAUCCUAGUUUGCUUGUGGAUUGUGAGAAAAUACUCAUCGGUGGCAUGAUUGGAAAAGGCUCGUACUCUCUUGUAUUCAAAGGAUGGUAUGAAGGUCAUCCUAUAGCCAUUAAGGCUAUACACCCACAAUGUAAAGCCAAAUUUGAGAGAGAGGUUAAGCUUUUAUCUAAGAUUCAACAUGCAAAUGUUGUCAAGUUUAUUGGAGCUUCUGUGAAACCAUCUAUGGUGAUAAUAAUAGAACUUUUAGAAGGUGGAUCACUUCAGAAAACCAUGAAUAACAUCUAUCCAAUAACAUUUUCAUUGGAACAAUGUUUGAGUUAUGCUCUUGAUAUUUCACAAGCUAUGGAGUAUUUGCAUUCAAAUGGCAUUAUUCACCGUGAUCUUAAGCCUGGUAAUUUAUUACUUACAAAAGACAAGAAUAAUAUUAAGCUUGCUGAUUUUGGGAUAGCUAAAGAGAAUAUAUGUGAUGAGAUGACUUGUGAAGCUGGUACAUAUAGAUAUAUGGCUCCUGAGAUUUUAAGCAAAGAUCCACUUCCAAAAGGAGUAAAGAAAAGCUAUGAUCACAAAGCAGAUGUUUUUAGUUUUGCAAUGGUUCUUUGGUCUAUGAUCAAAAAUCAAGUUCCAUUUAAAGAUAGGGCUGACUUAAUGGCUGCAUAUGAUGCAUUACACAAUUUGAGACCAUGUUUGGAUGAUUUUCCAGAAGAUAUAACUCUCCUGCUUCAAUCUUGUUGGAUGGAAGAUCCAAAACUUAGACCAGAAUUCAAAGAAAUCAGUGAAAUUCUGAUAACGAUUCUCCAUAAUAUAUACACAAGAAAGAUUAAUGGACUUGCCAGCAUAGAAGUUGUUGAAGAAGUUGAUAGCAAAAGUGAGGAAGAAUUAUCAAGGGCACAACAUACUCCAACUAGCUUUGAAUUCAAACAUGAGAAUGAGACUGUAAAACCUAAUGGAGAAACUGAUGGUGAACCUCAGAGUGGAACAAAGACAUCAUUCUCUAACUUGGUGGAAAAGAAGCCCAAAAAGAAGAGUAAGAUCAAGCGUUUUUUUUCUUCCUGUAGUUGCAUUGCCUUCUGA
Vicia faba (fava bean) is the source of this 1200-nucleotide messenger RNA. The record is from the annotation of a GenBank genome assembly. NCBI's taxonomy places the organism in Eukaryota, Viridiplantae, Streptophyta, Magnoliopsida, Fabales, Fabaceae.